Molecule: messenger RNA, 898 nt
Organism: Eriocheir sinensis (Chinese mitten crab)
Lineage: Eukaryota; Metazoa; Arthropoda; Malacostraca; Decapoda; Varunidae
Exons: 2
Coding region: 95-802 (235 amino acids)
Source: RefSeq, a predicted model, not a curated record
CGAGGAGAAGGGGGAAGCAGGGAGGCAGGGAGGUAUAUAAGGAGGCGCCACACCCCCGUCAGUAUGUCACUUCCUCACCGCCAUCCAAACAGACAUGACGUGCAGGUUCCUUCUCUUGGCCUUCCUGGCGGCGGUGGCGUCUGCCGAGCCUGACGUCAGCUCCCACGUCAGCAGCAGCAUCGGCGGGCACUCCACCUCCCACGGGUCACACCGCCCUCACGCCCCCGCCCACGCCCCUGUCCGUCACUCUGCCCCUGUCCAUGCCCCUGUCCACCGCCCUGCCCCUGUCCACCGCCCCGCCCCUGUCCACCGUCCUGUCCAUCGCCCCGCCCCUGUCCAUGCCGCCCCCGUCCAUCGCCCCGCCCCAGUCCACCGCCCCUCCUCCUACUCCCCCCCUGUCCACCAGCCAUCCUACACCCCCGAGCCAUCGUACAGGCCCUCCUACCAGCCAUCCUACGAGCCUGAGCCGACCUAUGGAUCCCCCGCCCCAUCCUACGGAGCCCACGAGUCCAUCUACAAGGCACCUGAACCUACCUACGGCGCCCCUUCCUACGAGCCCGAGCCAAUCUAUGCCCCUGAACCCACUUAUGGAGCCCCCGAACCCACCUACGAAGCCCCGGAACCUACCUAUGCCCCACCCAAGCCCAGCUACUCCCCACCUAGGCCCACCUAUGGCCACCCUACCCCGUCCUAUGGCCAUCCCACCCCCUCUUACGGCCGUCCUACCCCUUCCUACCGCCCCACCCCCUCCUACUCCCGCCCCACCCCCUCCUACGGCCACCCCCGCCCCUCCUACCACUAAAUAUUUUCCCUGAGGGUGACUUUUGUAAAUGUUUCUUUACGAAGAUUAAUUUAUCAACGACCUUCGACGAGCAGCAAUAAAACUAUAAAAAAAAAA